Molecule: messenger RNA, 25423 nt
Organism: Porites lobata
Lineage: Eukaryota; Metazoa; Cnidaria; Anthozoa; Scleractinia; Poritidae
Source: the annotation of a GenBank genome assembly
CUCGUACUUCUUCAAUCUGCUUACCAGAUGCUUGCCAUAUCUAACAGCGUGUGCCGACGUCCAGAAAAAUCAAAAUGAAAUUUCGGGAAUCAAGGGGAUUUAAUCGCCGCCUAAUUGACUGCCUUAUUUGUUGGUCUCACAGUGCGAAUACAAAGAAAGUUGAAAACUCGUUUCUCAACUCUAAUGCUAAUAAGAGCGUGACAGUCCGUGAACUUUGCCAGACAUCUGCUAACCUCGGCUAAACUCGAUAUAUCCUGAAAGUAUUUCCGUUUCUUAAGCUAUAUUCUCCCUGUAACAAAUUUUGAUUUGAACUUGGGGCGAGGGCACAUACUGUUCCAAAGCCAGGUGGCACAAACAAACUUGCAUAAUAUUUUGCAAAUAUCGUACGCUCCGAGUGCGCAUCGAAUCGCAGUGUCAAUUUGUGGUCGGUUAGAUAAAGGUGUAAAUUGAAUCUUUCUGAGCGCUGAUAUGCAGAUAUAAUAAACUUUUGUCCGCGCUGGUUUCCGGUAACACCAUUAACCCUGUGUAGAAUCAUUUGGUGAGAGAACUUUAUAAAGUGAUCGACGCACGUUUUUAUACCGCAGGAUACGCAGUGAAGGUACAGCAGCCGAACUGGGGCAAUCUACCGAGGCCUACUGAAAACAUCUCAGCAUCGGCGAGGAUUUGAAACAAUGUGCUUCGCCACGAGCCUGGUGUGUGUUGUCUGUUUUCUCGAACUUGUCUUUUAUUGCUCUGGAUCUGUACAUGUGGCCAAGUUAUCUCCAAUAAGAGUGGAAUUAGGGCGAUCGGUGUUUGUGGAUCCGGUUCACGAUCUCCAAAUCACUUUUCCCGAAGGAGCGAUUUGUGAGGUUGUCGUCUUACGAAGUGACCCCUUGUCGCAGCGAGUCGGUUUUCUAACGCCCGAUGUGUUCCCGUGCGAUUUCUCGCUCGGUGACGUUCAGUACUCUCACUUGGGGUCCAUGUUUUUUCUCCAGGAUUUUGUUAAGCUGCAAAUUCGUGUCGACACCGACAACGAGACUCGUUUGAUUCCCCUCAAUCUUCAUGUGACAGUUUUGUUCACGGAUAUGGAAAUCGUCAAACUCAAUCGACCCAUCACGGUGGAGGAAAUCGGUGGCACGUCCACAAUAAACGGCGACGUCCUCGCCUUCAAACAGGACCCGACCAAGAUAUGUUCCGUAACUCUGCUUGAUAUCAAAAGUGGAGUGAUUCCGCGCUACGGUGAGCUUGUUAACGUGACGAAAGGCAACGGGACCUCUGCACAGUUCGAAUGCGGCGAGUUUUUACGGUCCAAUAUUUCUUAUCAACACACCAAACGCUCUUCGUCAAACAAAGAUUUUAUUCCCUUGGUCGUAGAGAUGAUUGACCCGAACACUGACAGUAUCACAAGGGAGUAUUUUCAGAUCAUUGUGCGAAUAAUGGGCGCGCGCUCGAAUCAGAGACCCGUGGCUUCCUUCGAAGCUUCUCAUUCCGUCGAGGUGAGUCAGUACUCCAUCGCGCCGAUAACAUCUGACAUUUUAGCUGCCUCUGAUACUGAAACCGAAGCCGGUGAGAUAAUUUUUAACAUCACUCAGGCGUUGCAAUCACACGAAGGCUCUUUGAUAAACACAGAUGACCCUUAUCAGCCGCUCACUGCAUUUUAUCAAAGAGAUAUCGCGCAGCUCAAGAUUGCGUACAAGCCACCCUCUGCACAGUCCGACCAACUGCGUAUGUUUCGGGUGGUUUUGGAGGCAGUUGACACAGAAGGCGCUAAAUCUGAACCAAUUAGACUCCUGAUCAUGGUGAAGCCGACCAACAACAAAGCACCUUUUAUCACAAAAAACGCCGGUCUGAGUCUAUUCGAGGGCCAGUCACGCACAAUUACAGAUCAGUUCAAUCUGGCCAUCUCAGAUAAAGACAACUUUAACGACGUUAAGCUGCAAGCAAUUAGCGGUCUACGACACGGUGAGCUUAGAAUCAUGGGUCAUAAGAUAGACACUUUUAUGGCGACCGAUUUGGAAAUACCUGUUAUAACCUAUCACCACGACAAUUCGGACUCAUACAGUGACAAUAUAAUUUUCCGUAUGACCGAUGGCAAAAACGAGGUAAAGUUUUUGUUCCCAAUUACAAUAGGUUCUGUGGACGAUACUGCACCGACACUUGUUCGCAAUACAGGCCUAGUAUUGGACGAAGGGGAUAUUGCAGUGAUCGACCAAUAUAUGUUAAGUGCGACUGAUAUUGACUCUGAAGACAGUAAGAUUCUGUUUAGAGUCGUCGCGAUUCCAAACUUCCAGCGCGACGCACGCUCCGCGCUAUAUUCAGCAAACAAGGUCGGUGUUUUGUGCUUAAGGACAAAAACUCCACCGGAGGGAGAUGCCGACAGGUGGAUUCUGAAACAAGAUGGCUUCUUUGAACAGAACGUGACUCAGUUCUCUCAGUAUGAUAUAACAAACAGAAGGCUUUACUACCGACAUCUUGGAGGGGAGUAUUUUCAUGAUGAAAUCGCGUUUGUCUUGUCUGAUCAGGCAGAAGUCCCAAACGUGUCUCCGAUUAAAACGUUCCGAGUCACUAUCCGUCAAAUUGAUGAUCUUCCUCCAUCACCGUUUCCUGGCUCCCCAAUGGAGUUAACCGCUGACGAAUAUGGACAGAUGGCGCUCAGUCAGGAGGUGUUGCGCUACGCAGAUAGAGAUUCUAACGACGACGAUCUUAUGUUUUUCAUUACGAAAGAACCGUACUUCAUCAAUGAUAGCCCGAACAUCACGUCUUUUGCGGGAGAAAUCCUGUUUUCCGACACUAACGAAAAAGCUUCAAAAUUCACGCAGCUUCAAGUGCGGCAUAAAAAAGUAACCUUUAAAUCACCUAACUUAGAACUCGGAACCAAAACUAGAUAUGUCCAGUUCGACUUUUCUGUAUCGGACCUGUCGGGUAAUACGAUCAAAGACCAAACCUUCCGUAUUGCCCUGAAGCCGGUUAAUAACCAAGCCCCCAGGCCAGUUGUGACACCGCUAAAAGUACGAGAAUUCAGUGAAACAAUUCUUGGAAAGGAACAUUUAACCGUGUUAGAUGAAGACACUCCUAGAAGCAAAAUAUCGUUUACGCUGAUAACUGUGCCCCGUUACGGUACCUUUCUCAAAGAUGGCCAGGAAGUGCAACAAAGUGACGCAUUCACCGCCCGGGAUGUUGAGACUUCCCGAAUGUCUUAUCGGCACGUGGUCAGGGGCGAGGCUAGUGACGAGCUUGGAUUGAAAGUUGAUGAUGGCGUGCAAAAAGCCAGCUUCCUGUUAGAAAUAGGUGAGUUAAAAAGAUUUGUUAUCUACAUUUUACAAAGGGACUGAAGUGGAGGCGUGGCAUGGGUCGAGUGGAUUACAUAAAAUCGCUGUUCGGUGCAAUCCUUCUGGCGCCACGCCAAGCCUUCGAUGAGAUACUGCACGCAUUGUGCUGCACUUUAAAUUUUUGCUUGGGGAAAUACAACGACCGUAGGGGUGAUUUUUGGAGGGCAACUUUUUCACUCCGUUUUUGCUAUAGAACAUAAAUACUACGCCGGGGUCGAAUCGAGUUUUCAUCUUGAUAUUCGACAUUUCUUUUUUCUCUCUUCGUUUUUUCUACUCUUUUCCAAACAAGCUGGUUUUUUUAUGUCUUUUGGGCCGAUUUAGAUUUACCAAGGAACGAGAACUGCUUAUAAUUCGUCAUAGAGUAACGUUUGGCUUAUUAUUUGACUAGACAAAACUAAACAAUCCUGCGAUCAAGCGUUCUUUUCUUUUUCGUCCACUUUCGCUCCUCAGAAUUAAGCUGAAAAAAACGCAAGAUCACAGGUUAAAAAAUAGUAUGAAAAUAUAACAAACUCGGUUUAAACACCAAGGUCCGCCCUCCUCCACUUAAUUUUUAAGGUGAAGUGGCUUUUUUUUCAAAGCAAAGGCAAACAGAUGCUUAUUUUCUGAUCUAAAAAUUGUAUAUUUAAUUCCUGAGUCGUAAGCUUUACUAAGAAAGGCAAAAUUUAGCUAACGAGAUCACUGGAUAACUAUGAAGUGGCUUUUGAAAGUUCAUUAUGUUAUCUCUGUUAAAACCUAAUUCCGAGAGACGAAAUCUCAUUAAUAUUUGUUUGACUACUCGAUUACUCCGUGUGAUAUAAUUUGGAAAACAGUAAAGCAAUGUUGGACGCUGUCAGAAUCCCGACGCCAUUUUUCAUUAGUGAUUCUUUGUUGUCAUAGUUUAUGGUUGUUUUUAUCUCCAAGGCCGACAUUGUUUGCAUUCUAUAUGUCCCCCACUUUCUCGAUCUAAAUAACGUCGUUUUUCCGGCUUAAACUUAUCGAUUCAAUGCCUUUCUUAAAAAUUAUGAAUAAAUGGGUGUCUCAAAUGAGUCAGUUGUAAGUAAUAAUGCUGGAUUCGGUAUACUGUUAUCCUUGGUUGUAAAAAUUAAACAUGUUUUCUGAGCUUAAAUAAUUAAGUUAAUUUUAUUGGUUGAAAAAUUGCGGUUUAGAAUGAUUGAAUUCUUUUACUUCUUUCCGAAGUAGUCAUGAACUGUCAUGAACUGUCAAACGGAGCUAUACGAACAGCCUGUUUCUCACCGAAAAGAUUUCGUGCUGAAACUCAAUGAUGAAGAAGUUAAGGUCAGUUUGCCUGAACGUCGUUGUGUUGAAUACUGUCUUUUCACCAGAUACUCACAAAUGGAUUAGAUGUGGGCCAGGAGAGGAAAAAAAAAACAAUGACAACAACAACGCAGACAUUUCGUGCUUAAAAUGCGGGUGGGGAAAUUGCAUCAAUUAAGCGUAAAAAUCUGAUGACAACAGUACUUAGUGUUUCAAAAUGAAUUUCUAUUUUUGACUUGUUGCCAAAUUAACCUUUCGUCCAGUUUAGUGGUUUUUGUAAGCUUUUUUCAUCUUGUGCAAGUAGGGUGUGUCGAAAUUCCUUGUCAUGUUAGCAUUAGAAAUUAAACGAUGGUAGUCUUUCUAGCUGAAUAUCACGCAACUUGUCAUGUGUAUUAGAGAUUGUCCGAAAAUGACCGAUUUUGACCGAGAGGUAGCUUGAUUUCGACUGUGAACGUUUUUAGUUUGACCAAGUGUUUUGAAUCGUCACCUGGAAAAAAGACUGACUUAUUUGUGUUUACUAAAAUUUUUAUUUUGUCAAGACAUAACGACGGCUGGUAUGGCAUUACCUUCAAAAUUAUGUUUUACCUAGCUUCCGCAAAACAACUUUCUCUUUCCUCUAUGACAAUCCGUGAAAGUUAAAUUGUUUAUAACUAUAAGUGCGACUGGCUUCAACUGUCCUCGGCUGGAAUUAAGAUUCACGAAAAUUUGACAUCGUAGAGCACGGUUAGUGCUCGCUCUGUGAUCGUUUUCGUGCAAUCCAGAACGAAUUAUUUGAGUUUUGAAGUUUUAAGUUUUGAGGAGAGGAAACACGGAAGGAUACGGAGAAAACCGGCGCAAGGAAUCCGGAGAAAGGGCAACACACUCAACCCGCAUAUGGCGUUGACUGUUGGACACAAACGUGAACCAUAGUUCUAGAAGAGCGAAUGCUUUUUAUUUCGGAUUCACUAACUUAAUUAUAAGGACCGUCAAGACUUUCCAGUCAAAGAUAAUUAAAGACAACCCAAAGAACAAAAGUGGCUCAGUGUUUUUCGUUAAAAAAAUGAGCCGGUUUUUCAGUUGUCGAGAUCAAACAUUGUGAUUUUUCCUUAUAAGGGCGUAUUUCGUUCCCUGCGUGAAAGAAAUCGAUAAGGGAAAUUGCCGGCAUACCCCAUACCCUCCUCAUUCAAAACUACUUAAAAUCCCUCGUUUAUCGCUCUUAUCUACGGAUAUCUUGUGGUAGAAAAUUGCAUAAGCGUGUUCUGAUAAGCCAGGGACAGAACUCUUGGCCUAAGAGUUUCUUCACAUGAAAAGAAUUCAAUCCGCUCGGCCUCACUUAUGUUUCCCACAGGGAAAAGAAAGAGGCAGUUUGAGAAAGUAUUCAGGGUUCGAGUCUUUUGUUAUUUUCACAUUUUUUGCUUUUUAAUUCUAAUAUUAACCCACAUCAGUCGGAACUCAUAGCUUGCAGCCUAAUAAAGACUUUUUAAGUGUUCAAGGCGCGUUUCGUUUUUGCUGCAAAAAGUAGUGUUAAAAAUGACAGAUACUUGUCCAUCCUUGAAGUGAGCAAAACUAGUUAACUAUGUCCCCGAUAAUUCUCAUGAUAAGUUGAUUAACAUUCAAUAUGCCAAGCCGAUUAUGGUAUGAGGAAGUUUGUUUUGAUUAUUUUAAAGCAAUACCACGCUUCUAUUUGAGGAACAUGGCAUGAUUUUUUCCUGUUCGGCAUUUUUGUUGCGGUAAAUUUGAAUCGAACACAUGAUUAACUCAUCGAGCAAUUGCAAGAAGCAAAUGAAGUUUUUCGGUGUUGCAAAUCUUUCCUCAUUUUACUAUAGGCGGUUGAUAGUCUGUCUUUUCCAGUAUUGAAAAGAUAAUUGUACCUUUUAUCUUCAACAACAAAUACAGUUUCAAAGUUUUCUUGCUAUUCAAUCAACCAAAGAAACGCAAGAAAGGGGCCAGUUGACAUUCGCUGUGCCCCUGUCAAAACACGAGACUUUACCAUUGCAAGCAAAACACAUUUCACAUUACUUGCAUUCAAGAAAGACCUAGAGUAUCACUGAGACAUAAGACUACUGAAUUGGAAAGCUAAAAAAUCACGAGCCUUGUCACUACAAUCGUAUUUAAGUAUUUGUUGAUUUGUUAUCACAACAUACGACAUUAUUUUCACAGGUGGGUUAGCUUAUAUUUGUAACCGUGCGCUUUUCGUGAAAUGUGCUAGGAUUUUCUUUCGAGCUUUCAUUGCGAUAAACCUUUAAAUAUCUGAAACUUUAGUCACCUGGAUAAAACCCCUUAAUCUACGCUAAACUGAUUAACUUUCACACGAACGACUGUAAUCGCUGACUAAAAAUAAAAUGAUUUUUUCUGCUAAUUUUUUGCUUGUCCCAGUUGUAGAAGACGCAGUUACAUGUUUCAGCUUUUUGAAACGAUACUUCCCCAAGAUUAUGUCACUAGCACACUUUUCGUGACUAGAGGUAACUAUUGUUAGACACAACUAAUUUCUUUUCUAAACCGGAGACAUGGGUUGUUCUCUAAUAGGAUUAAAGCAAUUGUUGUUAGCACCUCGAAAUCAGACAAGUCUUUUAGUGCAUGGAAAAAUUUUAAUGCUACAGCUUGUUCACUACCUUAAAGAAAGUUUCUUUUUUAAAAAUAAUAAUGAUAAUAAUAACAAUUUUAUUGAACUGUAAAUAUAUGUACAUAAUUUACAGAAAUAUUUGAAGUAAGAAUUAACCACUAUACAACAUUGACAAUUAUAUAAAUCAUAAAAAUGCAAUCACUGUGUCAGUAACGAUUUCCCAAAUACAUUCCCUGCGGCUCAGAUGCGAUCCGGCAAUAACUCUUGCAGGCAGUCCAGCGUUUUCAGUUAAGUCAUGACAAAAGAAAAUUAUCCGUCUCUGAUAUUAUGAAGAAACAAGUUAAAAAGAAUAACAUCUCGUAUUGCUAAAUUCCUAAUUCUUUAAAAAAGUUCCGAAAAAAAAAAGGUUAAUUCGGGUAGGCUCUCAUGUUUUCGAUCUGUAAAUCUGAGUCAACAAAGUCUAGCUGUCGUCUUCGGGAUCUUGAGCCUCUAAAGCAUAGUAUCGCAGAGCGUACGAUGGCGAAAGACACUUUAGCUCUUAGAAACUUAAUUUAAUCUCCUUAUUCUUUUAAAUGUGGAGAAUAAACGUGGACAGUACUAGACUAAAUUUGCGUGGGAGUAGUUCAGUUGACACAUGUAUUCAACGAAGUGUAACUCCACUGAAGAAUCUCACUGAAUACAAUGUUUUGGUGCGUGCGUAGUACGGAUUUAUGACGGGACUAGGGUUGUCGAGCGAGAUUAGGGAGCAACUAAGACGUUGACUGUAGGGCAAACGUCAGUAUAAAUGAAUUUGCGUUCUUUCAAACUUUAACGUGUUUCUUUAGCCCCGCGCAAUUUGAAGGCGAAUUAUCUUAAUGUUGAAUUCUUAAGGACAAGAAUACUACGUUGUCGUGCGUUCGCUUCCUCCAUAAAACGUCGUAUGUAUUAGGAUGUUUAACGUCGAAGUCUCUUAUGGACGUCAAAACAAAAAAAAAAGUGUGCUGACCUUGGGUUGAAGGGCUCGGUUCAUCCCAUUAAAAGCACUUCAUCCCAAACCCAGGGCUGUUAUUUUACAAUUGUUUUUUUUUCGUCCUUCCAACCAUCGUCAUUGUGGUUGUUUAAGCUGCCUUUUAUCUUCUCUACGGAUAGUUUAGUGUAAGUCUGGAAAAAAUGACUUUCGGCGAAAGAUUAGUCUUCCAGCUUGAAAAGUCGACAGUCAGUAAUAACAGUUCAGUUGCCGGAAUGUUCGUUUCUUAUCUUAGUUAAUAGCAAAACAUAUCGAAUGAAGAGCGCAUUAGGACAGUUUUCUGUUGCUUAGUACAAAAUUCCUGUCUCAUCAGCCCACGCUCGCGUGUGGGAGUGUUACUUUUUGCAUAAUCUUGCGCGCGAAACCCAGACGGAUCGUUCCAUAAAGCCAAUAAUCGCACGCUACGCUCACAGGGCGAAAGUUCGAGAAAGCUUUUGUAAAACGGUGCUCUCCUAAGGCGAUUCUGAAAUAUUUAGGAAGUUUAGUACAAGAAACGUUCUCUUUUAAAGGUGAGAAAAAAAAGUAUUCUGCGACAAAUGCCUCCUGAAAUUUUCGUGGGAUCUUAAAAACCUUUUUAAUUCCUCCCAGCAGCAUUAUUUCCUCAGUCAAUUUUUUUUAACGAUUUUUAAAGCAAAUGCUAGAAUUGUUUUAUCUAGGCUUACGAAUACAUCGUUGUGUUCACAGAUAUUUGCAACUAACAAUAUAACAGGUGAUCUUCUAGGUGAAGAUUUCUUGUUCCUCACAUACGACGUUUGACAAUUAAUUGCAAUCUCUUUUACUUCACUGAUCUAAUCUGAUCUACACCCACUGAUCUGAUCUACACCCACUCUGCUCUGAUUGGCUAUGAGGUUUUUGGCUCGAAAGGGCGGGAUCUAUCACUGUUAACUUUCUUCUCUUUGAUAUACAACUUAACCGAUAGAAGUACGUAGCUAGAUAACUUAAACAACUGUGUAAUUUUAAGCCCUUUGUAGGCCAUAUCAAAGAAAAUGGAAGCCAUCGAAACCUGCGAAGGAAACGUUAAAUUUCUCGCAAACAAUUCCCUUCAUCGGGCUCCGGAAAAUUUUUUAGAAAUAACUACAUCGUUAUGCUCUUUCGAUAUAUAGAAUUGUUGUUUUAACAUUGUGGUUUGAGAAUGAUAAGCGUAUGCUAAUGAGUAAGCGACCACCCAAAAGGCAAAGACUGAGUGGUCGCCUACGGGAGGUGGUCGUUUACAAGAAUCGAACCACAGGGGGCCUCUUCCGAGUAGAGGUCCGGGCACAUCUACUUUAUGGAGGAUAAUUUAUUGCAUGCAAUGUCUAAGUUACGCCAUGUGUAGUUCCAUGUUGUCAGUUCUUCGUUUAUAUUUAGUAGCAUAGUGCACACAACAUAGAGAUCACAGAAUGUGUCAAGUGGUCGCUUACAAGAGGUUGAAAACCAUGGAAAAUCAUUAACCGUCAGGCCCAAGAAGUGGUCGCAGUCGCUUACAGGAGGUUGUCGUUUACUAGAGGUUCCAACUGUAAGGCUUUGACUGGGAAAAUUUUGGUGUUUUGGAUUGGCGGUCGCUUAUGACGAGAUGUGGUCGCACAUGGAGUUUCGACUCCUGAUUAAAGGGAAAUAAACAAAAAUAACUUAAAUUAUUUGUUUUCUUUAUUCUAGUAAUUCUCCCAGAGAAGAUAAACUUAACGAGUCACGUGUUCAAUAUGACUGUGCGAGUCAGGGAGCACUCUCGAGAGCCAAUCAAAAUGCACACGACCUCUCAAAGCCCACGUGACGCAGACUUAAUGUUGCGCAUCUCUACCCCGCCCCGAGUGGGAAGGAUUUUGCGUAAUGGCAAGAUGAGCUACGAGUUUAGUGUCCAGGACUUGGAAACUGGGUUGAUAUUUUACGAGCACAUUGGUAGAGAGACUGGGCUCCGCGGAGACAUUGAUCACUUUAACUUGACUCUUUUAAAUGAAACAAAGGCCUGGAUCCGCGAAGGGCGACGAUAUGAAGGUACGUAUCUAUAUGUUUUUCUUCCCUUGAAAUUUUGGUCAAAGAUGCUUUGAAAACUGAACCUUAAAUUUUUGUUUUUUUGCUGGCUGAGGAAGGAAUGAAGAGGAAAAAGUUUUUCUUUCAAACGGCUAGGAGUAUGGGUUCGAGCUUGCGGGGGUCCAUAGGUUGUUUAAUGGUCGGCUUUGCAUGGCUACCAGUUGUGUGUGAGACGCUUAUGUUAUACUUAUCGCCAUUUAUUUUUGAGGCUUUGCCAGUACGUUUUACAUUUAGUAAAUUGUUUUAGGGCUUUGCUGAAACGGUUUUACAUAUUUAAAAACGUGAGUCUAACUCUUCUAUCGCAAAACGACAAAGCAGUAUUGUGCGCGAUGUAGAAAGAGUAAAGAAAAAAAGGAAGUCUCCUCUUUUUUUCCCCCGUGGGUCUUCUCUCCACUGAAAUAGGGUAGAAAAAGUGAUCAUGAGUCAAAGAGCUCUCUGUCUCUGUUAUUUGAGAAUUCUGACUGUCAACCUCUUUACAGUGACCAGUUGAGUCCAAAUUGGGUUGUGGUCGCAUUAUCGGCGACUUAAUUUAUUUGAGUAGUGCCAAUGUAUGUUGCAAGAAGGCACUAAUUGGGGACACUAUUUUUACGUCUCCAACUAGAGACGCCAUUUUACGUGGUCAUCCGAGCUACGUAGAGAUCUAGCCGCUUGCGGUGCAAAGGGAGUACCUUCAUCAAUCAGUUUUUUUAAGACCCUGAGUACUGCUCCGGCCCAUAGAAUCGAACGCGCGACUUUCCGCUCUGCAGUCAAGCGCUCUACUGACUGAGCUUAUCCUGCCGCGGUAAAGAAGACAUAAAAUAAGUUAAGAACCACCAUACUGAGAGACUAUUCCCUUUUUAUUUUUGAUUUCUAUUUUAUAGCGGUUGAAGUGGUUACUAUGAUCAUACCUGUUGAUAGUCAGCCACCCAAGGUUACUAAGAUCAAGCAGCUAGUUGUAAUGGAAGGAGGAUCGGCAAAACUGACAUCAGAACAUCUAACCAUCACGGAUCCUGACACGCCUGACGAUCGCGUUACAUGUAUCAUUGACGUCCAACCCACAGUGGGUUUUUUGGAGAAGGUCACGCCAUCUCCUGGAUCUGAGAUAAGUAACAGAGGCAAACGCGUCACGUCUUUUACCAUUGUUGACAUUAGAUCGGGACAUAUUAGCUAUGUGCAAAACCAGUUCAAGGGUACUGAGCCCGCGAUGGACCGGGUGGCUUUUUUAUGCUCAGACGGCAAUAAUACCUCACCGCGUUAUCUUCUUAAUAUCGAGAUUUCGCCUCAGAACGACGAGAAGCCGCAGAUAUUCACGCGUGAUUUCGUGGUGGAAGAGGGAGAUGAAAUCAUCAUGGAUGUUACUGUGUUGAAUGCAGUGGACGCGGACGUACCUCCCGACGAGCUGGUCUUCGAAGUUGUGACGCCACCGCGUCACGGCAUGAUCACGGAUAGCAGACAAGGUACACCAGUACAAAGUUUCCCUCUGACGCAAAUAAAAAAGUCAACCUCGAUCGUGUACCAACAUGAUGGAAGCGAAAGCACAAGAGAUUCGUUCGCGCUCUCCGUCUCUGAUGGUACAUACAACACCACUCGUACGAUACCCGUAUUUAUAAUCCCAGUAGAUGACGAGGAACCAACGCUUUCCGUGAAUGUGGGCUUGCGUAUCAAAACUGCAGGGGAAAGCAAAAUAAUCACGCCAAAAAAUCUCAGAGCUCACGACGUAGACUCCCCGGAUGAUAACAUUACAUUCCUAGUGCGCAGUUCUCCGCGGUCAGGGCAACUCAGAAAAAUAUACUCGAACGGGUCUUCUCAAAUCCUAGGCAAAGGAGAAAUGUUUUCUCAGAAGGACAUAAACGACAGGCGAAUAGUUUACUUUCAUAACGCACAAGUCCCUGAUGAAAGGGAUUACAUCAAAUUUGACUUAUCAGACGGUCAAAACACGCAGCUAAAUCAAGUAUUUUAUGUGGAGAUUAGUACGGGUGAUCGAAUCUACCCUACAGUUAUUAACAAAGGAGUGCGCUUAGCACAGAACACUCGCGUGGUUAUUUCAACGAAUGUUUUGAGCGCCAGCGAUAUAGGAAGUCCAAACGAGAAACUGCGGUAUUCGCUAGUGAAGCAGCCACAAAAGGGGCGUCUGGAACACUUGGACUUUCCAGGGGCGCGCUUAGAAGAAUUUACCCAACUUGAUUUGGCGGGAAAUAAAGUUGUAUACGUUCAUACGAGCACUGAUGAGGCUAAGGCAGACAGCUUUGAUUUUGAGGUUUCAGAUGGUACUAACAGCGUGGUCAGAACAUUUCUGGUGACACUUCUUGACACAGAUAACAAGAAACCAGUACUUAUAUCCAGCGACCUCGUGGUGAACGAAGGCGAAAAUAUACUAAUUACACCUUUUGAGCUUCGAGCAGAAGAUCAAGACACGCUGCCUGAGAAUCUCGUGUACACCGUCACGCGCGUUCCUCUACACGGUUGGAUUCUAAAUGGCGCGACGCCCUCGCGCGCGUUUACCCAAGAGGAUGUAAAUCUGAACAAAAUCUCUUAUGCGCACGAUGGCUCGGAGGUGAACAAAGACAGUUUUGAGAUCGCGGUUAGCGACGGAGCACACAACGAAUUCUACGUGUUUCCCAAUACCAAUACCUCUGCUCGUAGCAGUCAUAGGGUGCAGGUCGUUAUCAAGCCUGUGGAUAAUCGAGUCCCACAACUGGUUCUUAACCGUGGUGCCACUAAUCUUAAUAAAUUACCUGGUAAUCGACUCGGGUUUGUUAUAAGUAAUUCUGUGCUAAGAGUUGAAGAUCUUGACAGUAACAACUCGCAGUUAAUCUACACCGUCAUCUUCCCGCCAUCCAAUGGAAUUCUUACAGAGGCGGGAGGUCUUCAUGGCAACCAAAGUGUAAACAACUUUACUCAAGCUGACGUUGAUUCCAAAAACAUAAUGUACGUUCUCCAUCAUGGAUCUAAUGCUACAAACGAUGCUUUUGAUUUUGAAGUUUCUGAUCCUGCCGGGAACACGCUUCGACAUCAACGGUUUUCUUUAACCUGGGCGUGGGUGUCUUUAGAACGCCAUAGGUACGAAAUCAACGAAACUGACGGUGUUAUAAGCGUUGUAAUCAGCAGAAAAGGCUUUCUCGGAGAGGUUUCGUUUGCGGAGUUGUGCGUAAGGGGUGUGAAUGCAACUUUCGGGGAUGAUUUCUCUUUACUUGGUCCCGCGCAUGUGCAGUUCAGUCCCGGACAGAGCAAAGCGGAGUUCAAGUUACGCGUAAAGGAUGAUGGGAAAUACGAGGGUCCUGAAAUUGUCAAAGUGGAACUGAACAGUCCCCGGAUGUGCGUGAUCAAGAACCCUAAAUGUGCUAACGUGAUUAUCACAGACCCAGAAGAUGGUAUGUAUUACUUUGGCUCGUACGAGAGUUGCCUUUAAAUUUUUAAAUGCCAAGCGCAUGCUUUCCUUUGGCUUCUAACGUUCAAGAUUGUCGUAAAGGUUGAAUUUUUGUAUAAGCUGUGUGCAGUUUUUGACAACCUUUUCAAAAUAGGUGAAUUCUGACAGUUAAAUUUCGUCACCCAGCAAGCUCUAAACUUGAGGGAUAUACUGUGAGAAGUCCCGCGCGAGGAUCAAUCGAGAGGAUCGCCCGAAGGCGUCAGAGAGAGGGGCGCCUCCAUUCACGUGACGCUUGCUUGCGCCUGACUUUGCCCCUUCCAGCUGAUCGUAGGGUAACUUCGUGGCCAAAUCAAUUUUUUUGAUCUCUUUUGAACAGUAGUGUGAGUGUUGAAUUUCUUUUCAUUGGUCUCUCAUUUUAGUUCCGUCGGUGGAAGUUGUUAGCGAUCGGCUAGUUGUCGAGGAAAGCGUCAGAGAAGCUAAGAUUCCCUUGAGAAGAACUGGAGAUAUUAGUCAGCGGUUGUAUGUAACUUGUGUGACACACUCCUUCAUCGAGGAAGGUAUGUUGAAAAGAUUUUAAAAAUAAAAAAUAAAUUUUAUACAUCACAACCACCAUCAUUGCACCUUUUCAUUAUGUUGCUUUCAAGUAGAAAUUUGCAAAUAAUGGCGUGAGUUGAUAACAUAGCAAGAGCUUCGAUCUCGGUUUUCUGGAUGAUUUAUUAUUGUUGGCAAAUACAUCACCUUGUCUUAUGUUGAUUUUAACCGGAUAAUCAGCUCGUCCUCAAAAUAAGUAAGGCCGAGUUCACAUGUUGUACUCACUUAGCGGUUGUUGGCCCCUAGUGGAGUAUAGGCCAUCGACAAAAAGUCCCCCUCCCCCAUCGAACACUUUUUGGGCUUUUCUUUCUGCGUCAUUACACCCCGCACGGAGGAUUCUCCCCUCCCAGAACGGGUUGACUUUGGCUUGUCAUCGAUGCCUCUGUAACAAAGAUUUUCUCCAGGUAGGGGUGUUGGCCCUAAGCAAACCCAUUUAACCUCUGGUAGAGAAGGUCCGAUUUAGUCUGGCCUCUACCCUUUUCCCUGUCCAGCAUAGGUGACUCUACCAGGAGCUUGUGUUCCCGCUGUCAUAGCUCUCCAGGUCACUGGAGCAUGCAAGCCACCACACCGCGGCAAUGAAUGGAGCAUGUGGUUAACAUAGCUAUACGAAUCGUGAAUGUGGUGUUUAUUAUUUUCUAAAUAUUGUCUCCCAGGCUGGGCUACCGGUACCAUACCUACAUCUAUAUCGUCCUACGCAGACUUCAUUACGAGGCCUGCAGGCAAGGAAAGCGUCAUCACAUUUGAAAAGGUUAGCAGUGACCUGAGCAGUUUCUCAAACAACGUGUGUGUGCUGAAUUUCAUGUGCCGCAGAAUAUCAGCAACUACCACUAGUAGUGACUUGCCAUAGUCUAAGACACCGUUGUAUGGUCGGCAAUAGACGGAGACGGAGAUUGUAAAACGGUUGCGCGGGAGACUGGGUUUAUGUUUGUCGAAUUGCACUAUGGGGCUUUUUUGGGCGGACGCUCCCACUUCUUUUAUUGGCUAGAAUCAUUAUGAGGUUGCGCAGCAAACUGAGUCCAAAUUCAUCCUCCAAAACAGUCCCACAGUGCAAAUCAGCAUCACGAUAUAGUCCCAGUCUCAACCGCAUCCUAAAAGUGGCCAAUAUAACAGUUUUUUUUAUUUGAUUGACAGAAUCUACACUAUCUCUUAACAAAAACAUUUUUCUGUCCUGCGCUGUAGUUUGAACAAAAGCAUUAACUUUCUUGGUUCCCCCUUUCUGAAGUGAUGUCACAAUUUUCAUUAGCCUUCUCUUUUCAUUGGGCGCAUUUGUAUUUCAGCGAAAUUCAUUAUUUUCACAUAGACCAUAAUGCACCUUGUUUACCCCCAAAGUUUUAGAUAUCCAUUGUUUUCAAUUUCUCCUGGGUAUUACAGUCGUUCCAACAGAGAUCGAAGAUAAUCAGGGUUAUGCGGUUAUGCAAAAUUAAGGGGGUUAAAGAAGGUGCAUGUUAUUAUCUGUUUGAAAGUGGUGAAUUAACAUUCGAUGUUUUUAAAUGCUUUUAAAACCGCUGCAUGAAAAAUCAAGAUGGAAAAGUUCCGGAAAACAACUUAGUGGCUUUAGCAGCCAAGCGGCCAGCGGAAGAGAUGAAAAGCUGGUUGUAGUUUAUAUCAUAUUGCCUUUGUCGUUUUAGGGAGAGUCAACUAAAGACUGUCCAGUUAUGAUUAUUGACGAUUCUUUGUACGAAAACGAGGAAACAUUUUAUGUGACAUUGCUGUCUCAUCUUGGGAGCAAAAUCAACCACGAACGGAACACGAGCGCGGUGAUAAUAGCCCCAGAUUCGAAAGACGGUAAGCUUGACGUUUGCAAUUAUGGGACUUGAAAUUUGGCGUUACCAUUAGAUUUGCUGAAUUCGAAAUGCUGUCAUUGUUAUUUACAUAUGGUGGGUGAAAGUUCUAAGGAGAGAUGAUGGCAAGGGGGCGUGAUUGGAAUUAGUAGAAUUGCAUGAAAAACUGGGCUCUGACAAGAGUGUAGCUUGUCGAUAGAAUUUUCGAAUUCGCUAUGUAACCGGCAUUAAUUCAGUUGCUAAGUGUUACCUUAUGUGCGUAAUGACUAAAAUAUCCCUAACCCCGUUAGUGAAUAAGAGGUUAGCAUGUCUAUACUAAGUUUCUUUGCUUAUCUUGCUUUAGAACCAAAGAUAUUUUUUGACCCGUCGAGUUACAUUGUUGAUGAAAGUGUUGGCAAGAUGCAAGUCACUCUUCGGAGGAAUGGGACCGACCUUUCAAAGUCAUCCUCAGUAUUCGUGAGGUCGAGGCAGAUAGACCCAAUAUCUGCGCGAGGUAAGAUCAGCUGGCGCGUUACUGAAACACAUUUUGGUUUCGAGAUGUUGAUUGACCAUUUGAUACUCUGUUCCUCCCCAAUUAUUCUUCAUUCUUGUAUAUGUUUAUAUCUCGUAGCCAGUGAAGACUAUACUCCAGUUAUCCAGAUGGUCUACUUUGCUCCUUAUUUCGAGCGUCAGUCAAUGGAAGUAACAAUCCGUGAUGACAAAGGUCUCCCCAGAGUAGAGGGGACAGAAACGUUUGAACUGGUUCUUAGGACUCCUAUUAAUACUGGUAUUAAGGAACCUAGCAACGCUGUUAUUGCUAUUGAUGACUCCAUAUCUGAUUGUAAGUUUUCUUUAAAGAUUUUUAUCCAUUUUAAAAGCGAAUUCCCUUUGUCGCCUCUUUAGCCACGCCCGUCACGGCUCCCCCACAAAGCAGGCUCCUCCUUUAUAGCGACCUUUCACUAAAACGGCCUCUUACAUUGGUCCUUGUGGUUAGAAAGUCUAGGGAAAGCGAGGCAGUAACAGCGAAAAGGCCAUUAGUAAAAUGGAUUCUCGCUUUUUCAAACUUCCUAGCGGUUAUUCCCGUUGGCUCAGUAUAUUAAUAUUAGGUGAACUUCCCUGGCGAAAUCGGCACACAAUGAUAGCGGUUUAUCAAAAACUUUAGAGAAAAUAAAGUCCAAAUGAUGAAAAACCUAAAAUACAGCGAUAAUUAAUGUAAGAGGAAUUUUUCUUCUCUUUUUUGGUCGAUGUAAAUUGAAUUUAGCUUUAAAACUCUAUUUUCUAGUACCCAAAGUGCAAUUCGUGAAGACUUCAUAUUCCACCAAUGAAAAAUCAGGUGCAUUUAGUGUCACGCUGAUGCGCACCGGAGACCUGUCAUACACUUCAACGGUCCGUUGCUACACCCGGUCCAUGACUGCGCAAGUGCAAAGAGACUUCAAAGAGCGUACCGACACAGACGCCUCAAUAAUACUGUUUAAUCCAGGAGAGACCCAGAAGUCAUGUCCUGUAACAAUCGUGGACGAUCUCGUGUUUGAGGGUCAGGAGACGUUUAAAUUGAAACUUGGAAGCGCGGACAGGAACACUCGGAUUGGAGAAAGGAACGAGACCGAAAUAGCCAUCCUAGACGAAGCCGAUAGUAAGUACUUUGAUAACCUGAUUUAAUAAAGGUUGCUUUUGGUAUUGGACAAUUGUGUGUUAGGAAGCUAUUGUUUGGUGGUUACUCAAACGAUCAAUUUCAAUAAGUUCCGUAUAUAUGCCCAAAUACCCAGUGACCAAUUGGCAAAGCAACCUUUAUUGAAUUAGCUAUAUAAACAUUUGUUAUUCGUUAUUUUCACCGGAAUAUAACACACCUUUCCCCCCCUCUCCCCUCCCUUCCCCUCCCCCUCCCCCCCCCCCCCCCCAAAAAAGGAAGGAAGAUAGAAAGAAAGAAAAAGAAAAUAUUUUUUAUAACCAUUGUCGUCGAUUUCUCUUGGGACGACUGUAAUACCCUGGAGAAACUGAAAACAAUGGUUAUGUAAAAUUUUGGAGGGUGAAAAUGGUGGACGCCGGAAAAUUAAGAGUCAUGAUCCUGCUCAAUUAACUUGGUCAAUUGGAGUCUAGGAGGUUUUAAAUGAAAGCGUUUUUCCUCUGAUACCCCAUCGCCGCUCGAGCUUUGGCCGAAGAUUUGUUGGCCUAUGGCCGAUUGUAAAGCCGAAGAUUUGUCGGCGUAUGGCCGAUUGUAAAGCAUUUCCUCGCAGCACAAGAAAAAAAAACCCUGUGGUAACCAGAGUAUAGAGUUAUUCAUUGUUACGUAAACGCAGUACAUAAUGGAAGAUGUAAUAAAAUUACUAAAGAACAGAAUGUCAGUUUGAAAUCUUCUCGUUUUUUGACAUGCGUUUGAAUAUGAAUACUCUAAUUUGUAAGGCAAUUGGAAAUAGCGAACAUCUCUUUAACCACCAUCCUGUACGCAUUGCGCACCUACGUUUUUAAUAGGCCCGUUGCAAGUUUUGGGGGACUUAAAUUGACUUUUCCUCUUUCCUGCAGAACCAGUUAUUCAGUUCACGAAAGAGAGAGUAUUUGUAGCGGGCCCUGUAGUAAGGAACGCGCAUGUCGAGGCACGGAUAACCUUAAAAAAGACAGGUGACCCUUUCACAAGGUCAAAGGUCAGGGUGUAUACACUUGAUGGAUCCGCGAAGGCUGGUAAAGGGUAUCAGGCAAUGACACAGGUAAGGACGAAAAUACUUUCCGUACGUAGGAGCCGAUAACCUGAAGCGAGCAACUUCCAUGUGCUCGUGUCACGGCGUUUUGAAGGACCAGUUUAUUUUUGGAACGGUUUUGCCGCGAAUUUAGAGUAUCUUUUAAGUCCCACAAACCAGUCGGCAACACCUAAAAAUGAUAAUUUUUGCCUUUAAUGACGUUACCUUUUCCUUUUUGAUAUCUUAUACUUCGAAUGCGUUCAUAGAUGUGGCGGAGAUUCCAUUUUCGCGGGAAAAAGUGCCCUAAAAUAUCUCUAAAAAUAAACUGGUCCGUAAAAACGCCGUAACAUAGGCCUAGUAUGGGAGUUGCUCGCUCCGGGAUAUGGGCUCCUGCCGUACGUCAACCAUCUCUUAAACGGAUAUCUCUGUAGCACGGACACUUACUGUCGGUCACAACGGCUUUGAUGUACCCGAAUUUGCUGAUGCACAGCGUUUUGGGACAACAUAAAACAACCACAGAAGCCAAACAUUGACCACCAGGUUUAAGCUUACUCCGUAAACUGACCUCACCUGCGAAUGAUAGCGAUACCAUUACAAAAAAUAUAUUGUUCUCUCGCUCCAAGUGAGAACGAGAAAAACCAGUUAGCCCUGCUACAUUCGAAAAUUCGUGUGCGAUCAGCUCAGGUAAAUUACCUUCAAAUUUUGGCUGUUUGGGCUGUCGCUUACGGGAGGUUUUUAAAUUCCCAAUUUCUUUUUAUAUUUCUCAGAUUUUAGAGUUUUCCCGAGGUAACUCCAGUCACGUGGUUGUAGUUAAAAUCCUGUUCGAUGCUCAAAGAAAGAUUCGUCGCGCGUUUACAGUCCACUUGAGCCCGGAUUUUACUGGCCACAGUGAGCUGGGAAGGAAGAAAGUUAUUGUGUACAUCGAGCAGCCAUCACGUAAUCCCGCCGUCACUUUCCCACUCCCGCCAAGGGUCGUAUCAUUGCGUGACUAUGAUGAUGUCAGUGGGGCGGAAUCUGAAAUGAUCAAGGGCUAUCCACUAAUAUGUGUCACAGUAAGUAAUUAUAGUGACCACUUCUACUUUUGUUGAGCCUACCGAUAUAAGUGACUCUCUUUGGACAGCAUUUUUACGUGGCGCUUAAUCCAAAAAAUUGAGUAUCCACUUUUCUGUUAGACACGCGGCAACAAGGUGUUUUAUCACAUAUGAAACACCAACAAAGGGAGUUGAAAGCAUGCUACUUGUACGUUUCGGACUUUGUGGUGACUUACGAAUCACUGUAUCAAGUGUUUGAUACCAAAUCUUAAACGAUUUUGAAGAACAAACUAAGAAUAAAAACGAGGAGGUUUUUAAUCACAUGCUUAAAUACGUUACGGACUAUUAUAUGGUCAUGGCAUUUAUAAGAAUAAUACUUUUGAGAUGUUCUUGAUCCACCCUCCGUAGUUACGGAAUGUCCGUAAGUGUUGCAUGCUGUACCGCGUGUUUCCCUAAAAAUAAUUACUCAGCGUAGAUUAAUAACCACAAUAUUUUAUUUCCUCACACAGGCCUGUGAUCCUAAGUAUCCCAGAUACGCCGAAACUGGCUCAAUUUGUUCUUCACAACGAAUUAAUAACAAGCUGACACAGUUCCGUUGGCAAAUCGGCGAGGAACUAAGAGACUUAACAAGUGACACGUUUUUCGCUAAAACUGAUCAAGUUACUUUGGAUAGCAUUUACUUGGUACCAGGCAGUCGGGUGCGAUGUGUCGCGCGUGCCGUCAAUGACCGCGGUGAGCUAGGCCUAGAAUCGAGAAGUGCUCAAGUCAACAUCAGUAACCAGAGGGGUCUAUGCACACCGAGCGGCUCUGAUCAGGUGGGAUCGCAGCAGAUUGAAGCAUCCAUUUCCUUUACAGGAGCAACGGGAAAUAAGUACUCCAACAAAGUCCAUAUUAAAGUUAUUCUCCCUCAUACGGACGGCCUGAUACCACUAAUAUCGACAACACGACUUGCAAAUUUCAAGCGAAUACUUCGUCCAGGCGUGCUAAGGAUAGCGAAACACAAAUGCUCCAAUCUUUUAGACUUGAACGAAAUCACCACAAGUCUUGGGUUUGUAGCAGAUUCUAUUAAAGACCACAAAGGUAUGAAUGAGGGUGAACCAUAUCAGUUUAGCGAGGAGCUUAGGAACAACAGCACUUUACGCUUCUACAGAAAUCUCGACCUCGAGUCUUGCUUGUGGACCUUUAACAGCUACUACGACAUUUCAGAGCUCACGCAGUUUUGUGGCGCUACAGUGACAUCAGACGAACAGUCGAGUGAUAUUGCCCAAUCACAGCUCACCGUCCGCGUACCUUUGUAUGUUUCGUUCGUGCAUCGCGUACCGAGGACGAGGGGAGACUGGGUUCACUACGAUCAUGCCAUGUUUUUGCGGCUGCACCUCACGUACGACACCGCUGUACUGUUGAAUAAUGGCGUGCAGACUCCUGAGGGAGACUUGUUCUAUGGAGAACUAUGGCCUACUGCUAUUUCUGUACGCGCAGAUGAUAAACGACUGGUGGUCAAUUUUAAAACCAAAACCAAGUUCCGAGGAAUUUACUUGAUCAAAAAUCCAAGUAUGUAUUUCUGGCUUGCCAUUACUUAAUUUAGUGUAAAGCCCUGAAAGAAGAGACGCGAUAAAACAUCGGAUAUAUCUCGCCGUUUCGACGUUAAAUAUAUCAUAAAACGCGUUUGAAAGUAACGACCCUGUAUCUACUUGCGCUUGCCUUAUUGAUUCAUAAAAGCGAAACUGACAUUCUUUGCGACAAUUGAUAAAACUCUCUUUUCGUGACCCAUCAAAUCUGAAAACAACAUCUCCCCUUUUAAAACCAGGUUUCUUUGUAUUCGUGUUUUCAGGCACUGAAGCGACUGCGCAGGUUAUAUCACGUGAGCGGCCACACCUCAGUUUUAGAUUAAAACUGUCAUCAAGUCAACAAACCUACAACUACCCACAGCAGAGCUGGCAGUUUCAAUCCCAGUAUGCACUGCGAGAUUACACUGGAGUAUAUUUCAUUAAACUGAUUCCUUGCACAGCGGACGAGGUUGGUGUAAAAUAAUCCUCUUACGAGUUUAAUUUUCAGUGCUGAUUCUUCCUUCUUUUUUCCAUAUUGCGUUUUGGUUGCCAAGGGUUCAGUUGAACUCUUGCACGUACCUAAUGUUGUAUUUCAUUGAACUAAAGCUCCUGAAAUACAAUGUAAUUUUUUUCCUAUGCUUGCUUUCUGAAUAGGGCAGGUUAGAUUCCCCUAAUCUGUUUAACUAAAUGGUCUUGAGGCUAAAAGCUAAAAACAAGCCAUAGAUCAGCCAAAAUUGGGCGGCGAAAUUACUGAAUAUUACCAUCGACCAUCUCAAGUCCUCGUGGGCGUCGUAUUUAAUGUCAGGAAAGGAUACAGCUUACGAAAGAUUCUUCAUACAGUUUUUUUUACUGACCAUUGUGUCAAACGAUAUUCUAGGUGGUGAAACUAAACGAAGAACUGAGCAAAGUUUCUGUAGAGCAUUGAAGUCGGUGAUAUUUAGCAUUUUUAUUGACUUUUUAACUCCACUUAGGGAGCAGUCUACGCAGAGCCACUCACGUGUCAUCCACGUGAUCCGGUGACUUUCACUUUGCCAAUCAGAUUCCAACAAGUUCCCGAUCCAGUUCCCGCUAAAUUCACUCUGUCCGCCAAGUUCUUUCUGAUGUCGCAAAAAGAUCAGUGGCUGGACCGUGUUAAAAUGGGCGAUUUUAAAGUAGAUGCUGCAUUUUCUAAAGGUAAGGUAUUCAAAAACAGAAUAUCAAACAGGUUGCCUUUGGUGUUUAAAGCCUAUGGCUGCUUUAUGGCCCCCAAUCCCCCUCUCCUUAAUUCUAUCUUUGGCGUCGGUAGUUCUGUCGUUGAAAAGCCGAAAGACAUAACUAAUAAGAUAUAAACGAACUUAAUUCAAGCGCUUAUGUGAAUUUUUGGAUUUCUUGAAUUAGUCUCCUGCCACCGUAAAAGUACGGUUAAACAGCUGGGGCGGAUCUAGGGGGAGGGGGCAGGGAUGCGCCCCCCCCCCCCCCCUGAGAUGAUCUGCGGUUUCCUAAUACAACUGGUAUUCUGUAAAAAAAAAACUGUCUGGUUUGUUGGUGUUGAAGUAGAGCAAGAGACGAGUGCACCCCCUCCUAAAAAAAAUCCUGGAUCCUCCCCCGAACGGGCAACAAAAACCUGCAACUUGUCUUGCAACAUUUCUGCAAAACGAGUUUAAUAGAUACGUUGCUCGUUGAACCAACCACAACAAACCUGACUUGCAACAAAUCUGGUUGUUAACAGGUUUGAACAAGGGUUGUAAAACGCAGCAAUGUUGCAAAACUAGUUUCACGUUUAUGUUGCCUGAUUUACCGAAGCUUAAGACUAUCAUAUCGAAAAGUUUUGUAAAUGUUAGGUUGGCGUGUCGCCUCUUUAAAUUUGUUUUUCAAAAUUUUCCCUCGUCAUAUCAUUUCUGUUGAUUCAAGUUAAGUUUCAUUUAGUGAACUGUUUUAAAAUGCUACACGAACAAACCUGGUUUUCUUUCUUUCGUCAAGAGAUGCAGUAUAUGUAGCAUUUGAUAUAAGGAAGAAGGCUUGGCCGAGUUGGGUACAGACUAGGCUCUUCAUUCCUUAUUAUGUUGUACUAUUCUUACUACUGUCUUCACAUUUACAGGCUCAAAAAUCUACGGGCGCAUCAGUUUAAAUGAGGCAAGUGGACUAGGGAGGAGAGGGAAGGGAUAUGCCUUGGCAACAGAGAAGGUUUAUUUGUGCACUGGUGUCGGGGAGUACAUACCCUCUUACGAUCCAUUGAAGAACAAGUUUGGCUGCAUGGCGAAGUCGCUCUAUUUGGAACAUCAACUCAAAGUCCUGGUAAGUCGACUGUGUCUAAUAACGCGCUAGGAUGCCCGCGUAUUAGUAAGAAGAUGGUUUUCUGAUAGAUAUCCUUGAAGGUAUCUCCUGUACGGGAAUGCCCCGCCUGAAAGGGGUACCUAUUUUGGUUAGAGAUGAGGGGAUAUCAGGGGUUGAAUUCUUGAGAAGGGCAAAGAAAUUUGCCGUUUAGUUAUUUUUAAUUGCCUAAAAGAAACUUCACUAACUGACAGUUAAACAGUUUAAACGUUUUUUAUGAGUUACGUAAGUUUUUUACCUUUUUAACUUUUCACCAGGUUUUAUGAGUUUAAAGUACCCCAAGAAAUUCCCUUCUUUCGUUUUACAGGAUAGGGAAGAACCAAGUUCUGUAGACAAACACCUCUCCGAUGUACCCUUUGAAGCGAAGUUUGCUGAAGAAGAGACCAACGCAACGGAGUUCUCCGAAAAUCCUGGAUCCGAUGGUUUUGUUAUGAAUAGCGCACCCCUUUUUGAGGUAGUAACUUCGAAUCACAGAAUACAGUAGUUUUCAAACUUGUUACGUUAUUUUCGGUGCUUUCAUUUCAUCACCUGAGAGGUAUUCUCUUGUUCAUAAACUGUAACAGCAAUGAUACGAUCUUUGGACGCAAAGUUUACUGGGAUUGUUUAGGUAGACAAGCGUUUAAAAAUUUGGUUCGUGGUCUCCAAGGACAACCAUUUACCAAUCAUAACUCACGCUUCUCUCCCAAGUGAUCCCAGAAAGCUUUGUUCCAAAAGGUUGUAUCCAUUCUCUCUUUAGCCCCAAUUUUUGGAGUGGCAGUUUAUGUCGAUAUAUAUUUAGCUCCGAGGCUAAUGUAGCAAAACAAAUCGCCUUGAGCUUCAGGGAUAAUUAUUACAAUACUUUUGUUACAUUCUCCCAAGCCUUGGAGCCUGCUAUGAACUUUGAUCCAUCGAAAUGGGUCCAUUUGACUUCAAUUUUUCAACAACCGGUAGUCACGAAAGAAAUUACUACAUGAAUGUCAAGAAGGAUUCUCUAUAGGUAGACAAGAUCCCCGCAGAGAAACUGGAUAAGAAAGGGUAGCCAAGAUGACAAAUACGAGGCUAAUUCUCCCAGAUUCUUCUCUUCAUUAGAUCUCUUUUAAAGGUUUAUUGACACAUUUUGUUUUCACUCUAGGUUUAUGUUAUAAAUGCUCUCUCAAAUUGCAGGUUCCUAGAAACCGGAAAUGGUUUAUGCAUGCUAUUUACUCCGUCACUUCCGGAAGUCGCUCCAGGCGCGCUCUUUCAGUAGAACAAGAAAUCCAUUCAAAGACCUCCUUUUCUUCCCACGUGUUAUCUGAGCUGGAUAAUAGCCUCGUUCACAGGUUGUUUCGCCGCGAUGCUGCCGGUAAGAGGCAAAUUGGAGUUAGCGGACAAGGCACAAAUAUCAAGAUGAUUCGUUUGUUGCUUGAUCCAGAGGAAGUGCAGCCUGAUUUGCCUUCGAAACAGAUUGAGAAACAGACGGAUACUAAGGAAUCCCAGGAUUCAAGCUUAGUAAACCCGCUGGUCAUUGGUAUCACGGCUGUUUGCGUCGUACUUCUGGUUGCCUUAGUGGUCGUGGGCAUACUGUUUAGACGGAAACUGCUGACCCAACAAUCCUUGAGUGCUCCGACUGUGAAGAAUUCAAAGGAGGAGUCGAUUGCACAGGGGGGAGGGGUAGCGGUUUAGCUGCAGCUUAUAAAAGUGUACAAAUGUAAAGUUGAUUACAAUGUGUUAUAAAACUAUUUCGAGAUAAAAAAAGCUGCGCAACAUGGAAGUGAUACCAUGUAAAUUUGCGAGUGAUUUGCUUAAACGCAACAAAGAUAUUGCCGGAAAGAACACGUCGCAUGACUUUCAGAAGUUCAAUGAUUGUCACGCAAUUUAAGAAAAUGUUACGCGCCAAAAUAAACAGAACCGCUUAUGUUCUAACCACUACCACUACGACAAACAGUACAGUUUUGCUUUAAGUUGCAGCGCAAGAUGCUGAUCAUCAUAAGUGAAAGCAAUAACUGAAGAUAAAAGUAUAAUGUUGUUUAUAAUAUAGAAUUGCUAUUUUAUUGAUACAAGGUCGCUUCACAGACCAUAGUUCACUUGGAU